CCCGCAGUGGGCGGAGCCGCGCGCGCGGCGGCGGCGGGAACCGGCCCGGAGAUGCUUUCCCAGCUCUUCAUCCUCAGCUCCAAGGGGGACCCCCUGAUCCACAGGGACUUCCGCGGGGACCCCCCCCGCGCGCCGCGUGACGUCACGGAGCUGUUCCGGCGCGGGGUCGCGGCCGCGCGCGGGGAGCAGCCCCCGGUGUUCGUGACCCUCGGGGGGCUCCACUUUGCCCACGUCAGGCACGGGGGGCUCUUCUUCGGGGCCACCACCGAGGGCGACGCCUCCCCCUUCACCAUCAUCGAGUUCCUCAACAGGCUGGUGACGCUGCUCCGGGAUUUCUGUGGCCCCCUGAACGAGAAGAGCCUGGGAAUGAACCUGGGGCUGGUGGGGGAGCUGCUGGAGGAACUGGUGAAUGCCCGGAUUUUGCCCCGAUUCCAGGACUUCGGGCACAUCCAGACCACGAGCCCCGAGGUGCUGCGGAGCCUGGUGCAGUCGGAGCCCGAGGCCCCCAAACCCUUCAGCCUGCUGGAUCUGGGCUCUGUGGGGCUGUUCGGGGCGGAGACGCAGCAGAGCCGGGUGGUGCCGGGGGGCGCGGCCACCAGACCCCUCCCCCCGCCCCGGGGGGACCAGCCGCUCAAGUCCGAGGUGUUCGUGGACGUCCUCGAGCGCCUCUCGGUCGUCAUCGCCGCCAACGGCACCCCCCUGAAGGUCGACGUGCAGGGCGAGAUCCGCCUCAAAUCCUACCUGCCCCCCUGCACAGAGCUGCGGAUCGGCCUCACGGAGGAAUUUUGUGUGGGAAAAUCCGAGCUGAGGGGCUACGGCGCGCCGGUGCGGGCGGACGAGGUUUGGUUCCACAGCUCCGUGCGCCUCGACGAGUUCGGCAGCGGCCGCGUGCUCAGGGUCACCCCCAACCCCGGGGAGAUGACGCUGAUGCAGUACCAGGUGAUGGACGAGCUGCCGGCCCCGCUGCCCUUCCGCCUCUUCCCCUCCCUGGACACCGAGCCCACGGGCAGGAUCCGCCUUUACCUGAAGCUCCGCUGCGACCUCCCCCCAAAAAGCCACGCCGUCAACGUCCGCCUGCAGCUCCCGGUGCCCAAAGGCGUCUCCAGCCUCUCGCAGGAGCUGAGCAGCCCCGACCAGGCGGCCGAGCUGGAGCUGAGCUCGCGCAGCAUCCGCUGGGACAUCCCCAAAAUGCAGGGCGGCUCCCAGCUCUCCGCCCUCUUCAAGCUGGAGGUGCCGGUUCUGGGCCCGAGCUGGCGCCUGGAGCUGGGCCCUGCCCACGGCUCCUUCGAGCUCCCGGCCCAUUCGUGCUCGGGGCUGCGCGUGCGCUUCCUGCGGCUCUCGGGGCCGCCGGGGCAGCGCUGGGUGCGCUACCUGAGCCACAGCGACUCGUACGUGCUGCGCCUCUGAGAACCUUCCGGAACCCCGCGGGAGCCACCGAGGAACCGCAGAGAAAUCCAGAGAAAUUGCCACAGGAAUCCCACAAAAAUCCCUCAGGAAUCCCAGAGAAAUCCCAGAGAAAUUCCACAGAAAU
Camarhynchus parvulus is the source of this 1531-nucleotide messenger RNA. It is a transcript of the gene AP4M1, whose product is annotated as adaptor related protein complex 4 subunit mu 1. The record is from RefSeq and is a predicted model, not a curated record. The coding region runs from base 52 to 1407 and encodes 451 amino acids. Gene Ontology annotation, cellular component: trans-Golgi network; cytoplasmic vesicle; clathrin adaptor complex. The transcript is spliced from 16 exons. Lineage: Eukaryota; Metazoa; Chordata; Aves; Passeriformes; Thraupidae. Gene Ontology annotation, biological process: protein targeting; Golgi to lysosome transport.